CAGCAACUGCUUAAUUUGUUAAAUUUUGAAUAAGUCAGAAUUUGCAUGAGAAUAUUUCUUAGAACCGGAACUUCAUAACUCAAAAUGGAACAUUUACCAGAAAUUGUUCAAAAAGCAAUAAGAAAUAUACUAGAUUCAAACUUUGGCAUUCAUGACUACACUAUAAAUAUCAUGCCAGCUUCAGAAACUGGUGACAAUUUUAUGGGUUCCCUUAAAAAAAUCGUAGUGGAUGGGAAAGUAAAUAAUGUUGAUACGAAUUUAAAUUUAGUUUGCAAGCUAAUGCCGAGUGAUGCAAACUUUCGUAAAAAUGUUAAUGUAUAUGAACCCUUCAAGAGAGAAGUAUUCAUGUACAACGUUCUUGAUGACUUCAAAGUAUUUCAAACUGAUAAAGGAAUACAAAAUAACCGAUUUGAAUCAUAUGCUCUACGAUAUGCUGCAAGUUCAAAGGAAUUUCAAGAAUAUUUGAUUCUUGAAGAUUUAUGUAUUAAUUCUUUCAGAAUGUUCGACAAAAAUUCGAAGUUGGACAAUGUUCAUAUGCGUUUAGUACUAAAAGCAUUAGCAGAAUUUCAUGCGUUGAGUUUUGCAAUGCGAGAUCAAAAGCCCGAAGAAUUUAAUAAAUAUACCCAUAUUAAAGAAAUGUUCACUCAAACUCUUGGAGAAAAGAAGUAUUACGAUCUUUGCGAUAUAGGAUUAUCAAAUGCUUUGAAAGUAAUUGAAAAUUAUGAUGAUAAUUUGGUACCAAAAUUGAACAGAUUGAGACAAAAUUGUUAUGAAAUUAUGAAUGAUUGUUUUUAUGCCAAAAGCUCGCAAAAGUAUAGAGUACUGACGCACGGCGAUUGUUGGAUUAAUAAUGUGAUGUUCAAGUACAAGGAUCAGAUCCCAGUUGAAGUAUGCAUACUCGAUUGGCAAUUUUCUCGUUAUUCUUCACCAGUAACAGAUCUCUCGUUCUUCUUUUAUACUAGUGCUGAACAAGAACUACUUUUUCAACAUUUUGACAGUCUUAUCGAAGAAUAUAUAAAACAUUUGCAUAAUACAAUUAAAUUACUAGGAAGUGAUCCAAAUGAGAUUUAUCCCCGGAAGCAAUUUCAAAAAGAUCUCGAAAGAUAUUUUAAAUAUGGUCUCAUAAGUUGUUGCCAUGUUUUUAAAUUUGUUCUCUCUAAACCGGACGAAGCACCAGAUAUGCAAAAAUUGGCCUUGUCGAAUAGCAGAGAGUCAUUAGAAGAGCAAUUCCAAUUUAUUCAUCCUAGUACUAAAAAUGAUUAUGCUAGAAGAAUCAGGAAUAUUGUGAAGCAUGCAUCUGAUAGAAAUUUUAUAUAAAUAUGUUUAGUUAUUUUGUUAAUAGAGAAGUUAUGAAUCA
Molecule: messenger RNA, 1357 nt
Organism: Ctenocephalides felis (cat flea)
Lineage: Eukaryota; Metazoa; Arthropoda; Insecta; Siphonaptera; Pulicidae
Exons: 3
Coding region: 85-1317 (410 amino acids)
Source: RefSeq, a predicted model, not a curated record